AUGCAGCGGCUGGCCGGGCUGGGCCGGGCCGGGCUUUUUCCUCCGGAGGGGAGUGUUCCAGUGGCGCAGUUACUUGGCUGCCAGCUAGCUCGUUUUCUUCAUACUGGCCUUGCAGUAUUGGCAGCGAAAGAACUUCUGGUGAAGCUAAGGAAGAAAACCGGCUACUCAUUUGUAAAUUGCAAGAAAGCCUUGGAGAAGUUCGAUGGAAACCUCAAAGAGGCGGAGGGCUGGCUUCAUGACCAAGCUCAAAAGGAAGGAUGGAGCAAAGUUUCCAAACUGGAGGGGCGGAAGACGAAAGAAGGGCUGAUUGGGCUGCUGAAGGAAGGAAACUCAGCCGUGAUGGUAGAGGUGAAUUGUGAGACCGACUUUGUGGCCCGAAAUGCUAAAUUUCAGCAUCUGGUUCAACAAGUCGCGGUUGGGACGAUGCAGCAUUAUCAAGAGACUGUGGAGCAGCUAAGUACAUAUGCCAAGUGUUUCCUGGAAACCAGAGAGCUUUCUCAGCUCAGAUUGGGACCUGAUGGAUCCUUGCUUAGUGACCAGUUGGCUUUGACUAUUGGCAAACUGGGGGAGAACAUGAUUAUGAAAAGGGCAGCGUGGGUGUCUGUACCGGAGAACUUCUUCAUUGGCUCUUACGUGCAUGGAGCGCCCCCGACGGGAAACCCGUUGCUUUCUAACAUGAUGUUCGGCAAGUAUGGUGCCCUGGUUAUCUGCAGUCCCCCCGAGCCAUAUCAGAAGUCGAACUUUGUCGAACUCGGCUGGAGGCUGGGCCAGCACGUGGUGGGGAUGGCUCCCCUCUCCGUAGGCUCUCCGGAAGAUGAGCCCAGAGGAGACUCUGAGACAAAGAUGCUCGCGCAGCCCUUCCUCUUGGAUCCUGCGAUCACUCUGGGACAGUACAUUCAGCCCUCUGGGGUGUCUGUGCUAGAUUUUGUGCGCUUUGAAUGUGGGGAGGUUACGGAGACGGCAGAAGCGGAGUAAAC
Euleptes europaea (tarantolino) is the source of this 977-nucleotide messenger RNA. It is a transcript of the gene TSFM, whose product is annotated as Ts translation elongation factor, mitochondrial. Gene Ontology annotation, cellular component: mitochondrial matrix. Lineage: Eukaryota; Metazoa; Chordata; Lepidosauria; Squamata; Sphaerodactylidae. The record is from RefSeq and is a predicted model, not a curated record. Gene Ontology annotation, biological process: mitochondrial translational elongation. The coding region runs from base 1 to 975 and encodes 324 amino acids. Gene Ontology annotation, molecular function: protein binding; translation elongation factor activity. The transcript is spliced from 6 exons.